AUGCCCGUCCCGCCAGCCUCGCGCGAGCGCGACGCGGCUCCCGACAUCGGGCCUCUGCUUACGUCGCAACUGGCGAUCGAGUUCGCUUCGCUCCGCGCCCCCGGCAACUGUCCCACAGGAAUCUAUGUCGUCCCGACCGUCGAGACAUUCAGCCGCUGGGCCGGCGUGUUCUUCGUUCACCGCGGCCCGUAUGCCGGCGCGAUCCUGCGCUUCGCACUCGUGUUCCCGCGCCAGUAUCCCCGCGUCCGCCCGCAGGUCUUCUUCGAGAGCGACGUGUUCCACCCCAUGGUGGACCCGAAGACGCGAGAGUGGCACCCCCGCGGCAAGCUUGCGCAGUGGAAGCCACACGUUGACCACGUCGCUAAUCUCCUGCACGAGCUAAAGGCGAGCUUCAAGAGCCCGUCGCUGGCGGCAUGCAAGGAGAGUGAGGCCGUCAACAAGCAGGUCUGGUCGAUGUACCACCAUUCGCUGCAGACGUUCUUGUCUCUCACCGCACAGCGGGCGAGGCAGACAUCGACCAGGCACACGCUGUUCGAUGAGCCAGACUCUCGUCGUGGGGCGUCACCAGCAACGGCUCAUGUGCCCACUGCACCCGCCUCGCCCCAAGUCGGGCGUCAGCGCGAUGACCAGCUCAUCCGCUUCACUGAGCUGGACGACCCAGCUGUCCAGCGCCUUUAUGCCGACCUCCGCCGCUCGCUCGGUGAGCGCUAA
This is a messenger RNA of Cutaneotrichosporon oleaginosum, 711 nucleotides long. RefSeq lists its product as uncharacterized. Lineage: Eukaryota; Fungi; Basidiomycota; Tremellomycetes; Trichosporonales; Trichosporonaceae. The record is from RefSeq and is a predicted model, not a curated record.